UAUUCUUUCAGUGUUCUUCAGUGUUCUCAAUCCUAUUUGGUUUCGAUAGUGAUGGUUGUAUUGCUACGGACAGAUCAUGUCCGGCUUUUCGUCUUCAUUGUAGUGCUAAUGACAGACGGUGAAGGUAAACUAACCACGACUAGCAAAACCAAGUGGCGAUCGUUCGUGAACUUGAAAAAUGUGUGGACUAAAACGAAGGUGACGAUACCUAAACAGGAUUCUCGACAUACUAACCCUGAGUCUUCCAUGACAACAGUUGAAAUCAUCUCUAGUCGGGGAUAUCCGGUGGAAACUCACACCGUAGUUACGGAUGACGGCUAUAUUCUUGAAAUUCACAGAAUACCGCAUGGCAAAGGCCAGCAGGCAAAUUCGAACGUCCCGCUCGGUAAACCCGUUUUCCUGCAGCACGGUUUCGCUAGCAGCAGCGCUGAUUGGGUCAUCAGUCCUUCUGAUCGAUCACUCGCAUUUCGUUUAGCGGAUUUGGGUUUCGAUGUAUGGCUUGGCAAUGCAAGGGGGAAUGUUUAUUCACGUAAACAUAGCAGUCUCGACCCAUCAGGCGAAGCCUACUGGAGAUUUUCGUGGGACGAAAUGGGCAAAUUCGACAUUCCGUCGGAGAUAAACUACAUUUUGACUAAAACGGGAAAAACGAAAUUGAGCUAUGUUGGGCAUUCGAUGGGUUGUGCCAUAUUUUUCGUAGCCAUGAUCAGUCACCCGGAGCUAAACGAGAAAAUCGAAGUGAUGAUGGCCUUGGCGCCGGCAACAAGUUUAGCCAACAUGAGAAGUCCCAUCCGCUAUUUUGCGCCCUUUGUCGUGCCACUUGAACUUCUCCUGAGGCUAUUGCAAACACGCGUUUUUAUGACGCCAGAUGAUUUGGUCACGAGGCUUCAGGACAGGUUUUGUCGGGAAGAAGACCAUCACGUAACAUUGUUUUGCCGAAACCCUGUCUUUGCAGUGGUAGACGAUGACCUGCAAAAUAUUUCUCCGGAUUUGUGGCCUGUUAUGGACAGUCAUGUCCCCGCAGGUACUUCAGUUCGCACGGCGACGCAGUUUGCCCAAAAUUACAACUCAGGUCAAACUUUUAUACCUUACAAUUACGGUUGGCUGCGUAACAUGCAAAAGUACGGUGGGCGAUCGACGCCGCCACCGUACGAUCUGAGUAAAGUCACGUGUCCCGUCUACAUUUUCUAUGGAGAAAACGAUCUGCUCACCGUUCCUAAAGAUGUGGCAUGGUUGGCUGGGAAGUUGAGCAACUUGAAACAAUCGAUACGAGUAGACCAUGACAAGUACAAUCACUUUGACUUUUUAUGGGCUACGGACAACAACGCUAUUCUGUACGACCCAAUCAUAUCCCGCUUGCCGUCAGCACUGUGAUUUGCAGUGUUUACCUGUGUGAUCCAGCGUACCGAUAGUGAAGAUACAUCGGCGCUAAUCUUCGUUUCCAUAUUCGUUUCGUUUAGAGAUCUGCUAUGAUUGAAUUAUUUACUGUGCGGCAAUGUAUCGGAAAGCCGAAUGAAUCAUUCGAGAAUUAUUAUUUAUUUAUUAAACAAAUACUGGGUGAACGAUGCCAUGCACAAAGAUAUCUUGAAAACAUGAUAUUUAAUAAAUACUAAGUUAAAAUUGACUCCAUUUGCAUAGAUAAACGUUGAGCUUUA
Molecule: messenger RNA, 1652 nt
Organism: Daphnia carinata
Lineage: Eukaryota; Metazoa; Arthropoda; Branchiopoda; Diplostraca; Daphniidae
Product: gastric triacylglycerol lipase-like
Exons: 11
Coding region: 52-1371 (439 amino acids)
Biological process (GO): lipid metabolic process
Molecular function (GO): hydrolase activity, acting on ester bonds
Source: RefSeq, a predicted model, not a curated record